Messenger RNA from Coregonus clupeaformis (lake whitefish), 4454 nucleotides. Its product is annotated as phospholipid-transporting ATPase IF. Gene Ontology annotation, molecular function: ATP hydrolysis activity; ATP binding; ATPase-coupled intramembrane lipid carrier activity. Gene Ontology annotation, biological process: phospholipid translocation. Lineage: Eukaryota; Metazoa; Chordata; Actinopteri; Salmoniformes; Salmonidae. Bases 337 to 3816 code for a protein of 1159 amino acids. The transcript is spliced from 31 exons. Gene Ontology annotation, cellular component: endoplasmic reticulum; plasma membrane; trans-Golgi network. The record is from RefSeq and is a predicted model, not a curated record.
UGCUACGUCGACAGGAGAGCCACAGAGCUGUAAACGGAUCGCUCGAGCAUCGCAGAGAGGGAUGUAGCUGGGUAGGAAGCGGACAGUACACAAGACAGACUUCGUAAUUUAGCUCUCAGAAUAUAGCUCAGCGUGUCAGUCACAGCAGAAAUAUUACUUCACGUCAUGGGAGAGAUCAUAUGUAAUCACAUAAUAACACAGCCUGGAUGUUUUUUCUAACGGACACAAGAAGACGUGCCUGUAAACGGAACUAUUUAUGGUUUGGGAAGGUUUUAUGGGAGUAGUUAGCUAGCCAGCUAGCAACCUUGCUGGCUCGUUGGAGGAAAUUUUGCAAGGAUGCUACGGUGGAUAAGGCAACAGCUGGGCUUUGACCCUCCCCAUCAAAGUGACACCAGAACGGUUUACAUCGCAAACCGCUUCCCUCAACAUGGCCAUUAUGUCCCUCAGCGGUUUGCAGACAACAGAAUCAUAUCAUCCAAGUACACCGUUUGGAAUUUUGUUCCCAAGAAUCUGUUUGAACAGUUCAGAAGAAUAGCCAAUUUUUAUUUUCUCAUCAUAUUCCUGGUCCAGCUAAUGAUAGACACCCCCACUUCCCCUGUCACCAGCGGACUUCCUCUGUUCUUUGUCAUCACAGUAACUGCCAUCAAACAGGGCUAUGAGGACUGGCUGAGGCACAAGGCGGACAACGAGGUGAACGGGGCGCCUGUGUUUGUGGUGCGCAGUGGCAGCCUCGUGCAGACCCGCUCAAAGAACAUCCGAGUGGGGGACAUAGUCCGGGUGGCCAAAGAUGAGACGUUCCCAGUGGACCUGGUCCUCUUAUCAUCGGACCGAGCUGAGGGGACAUGUCACAUCACCACCACCAGCCUGGACGGAGAGACUAAUCUCAAGACUCACUACUCUGUGCCGGAGACAUUGGUGUCUCAGUCGGUGUCCAGGCUGGAAGCCCUACAUGCUGUGGUGGAGUGUCAGCAGCCAGAUGCAGAUCUGUACAGGUUUGUCGGACGAAUAACGGUAACACAACAAGGAGAAGAAAUUGUAAGACCCCUUGGACCAGAAAACCUACUGCUUCGAGGAGCAAGAUUAAAAAAUACCAAAGAAAUUUUUGGUGUGGCAGUUUACACUGGGAUGGAGUCCAAGAUGGCCCUGAACUACAAGUGCAAAUCCCAGAAGCGCUCUGCAGUGGAGAAGUCCAUGAACACCUUCCUGCUCAUCUACCUGGGCAUCCUGCUGUUUGAGGCCAUCCUCAGCACUAUCCUGAAGUACGCCUGGCAGGCUGAGAACAAAUGGGACGAGCCCUUCUACAACCAGAAGACGGAGCAGGAGAGAAACAGCAGCCAGAUCCUGAAGUUCAUCUCUGAUUUCCUGGCGUUUCUGGUCCUGUACAACUUCAUCAUCCCCAUCUCGCUCUACGUCACCGUGGAGAUGCAGAAGUUCUUGGGCUCGUUUUUCAUUGGCUGGGACUUGGACCUCUAUCACGAGGAGAGCGACCAGAUGGCUCAGGUCAACACGUCCGAUCUGAACGAGGAGCUGGGACAGGUGGAAUAUGUAUUCACGGAUAAAACCGGCACCCUGACGGAGAACGAGAUGCUGUUCCGUGAAUGUUCAAUCAACGGUAUCAAAUACCAGGAAAUCAAUGGAAAGCUUGUACCUGAGGGGAUGACGGAUGACUCGCUUGACGGAUCUGUGCCUGAUCUGAGUCGGGAGGAGUUGCUGUUCCUGAAGGCAGUGUCGCUGUGUCACACAGUGCAGAUCAGCUACGAGCAGCCAGGCGACGGCCCGGGGGAUCCCUUCUCCCACGCUAACGGCUUCUCCUCCCAGAUGGAGUACUAUGCCUCCUCGCCGGACGAGAAAGCACUGGUGGAAGCCACGAAAAGGAUGGGGGUAACCUUCAUUGGUAGCCAUGGAGAAACUAUGGAAAUAAAAACAUUUGGAAAGUCAGAAAAGUUUAAACUACUCCAUGUACUUGAGUUUGAUGCAAACAGAAGGAGAAUGAGUGUCAUAUUACAGACACCACCAGGGGAAAAAGUACUAUUUACAAAGGGAGCUGAGUCCGCCAUUCUUCCCUUUACUACAAGUGGAGAAAUCGACAAAACCAAAGUACAUGUAGAUGAAUUUGCCUUGAAGGGCCUGCGGACGUUGGUGGUGGCCUGCAGACACUUCAGUGUGGAGGAGUAUGAGGUGGUGGACCGGCGGCUCCACGAGGCCCGCACGGCCCUGCAGCAGAGGGAGGAGAGGCUGGCCGAAGUCUUCAGCUUCAUAGAGAAGGACCUGGAGCUGCUGGGAGCCACUGGUGUGGAAGACAAGCUGCAGGAGAAGGUCCAGGAAACCAUUGAGGCGCUGCGUCUGGCCGGGAUCAAGGUGUGGGUGCUAACCGGGGACAAGCACGAGACGGCGGUCAGUGUCAGCCUCUCCUGCGGCCACUUCCACCGCACCAUGAACAUCCUGGAGCUGGUGCAGCAGAAGUCUGACAACGAGUGUGCUGAGCAGCUCCGACAACUGGCAAGGAGGAUCAAAGAGGACCAUGUGAUCCAACAUGGCUUGGUGGUGGAUGGGGCCAGCCUGUCUCUGGCGCUGCGGGGGCACGAGAAGCUCUUCAUGGAGGUGUGCAAGAACUGCUCUGCCGUGCUGUGCUGCCGGAUGGCGCCCCUGCAGAAGGCUAAGGUGGUGAGAUUGCUGAAAACAUCUCCAGAGAAACCCAUCACUUUAGCCAUUGGGGAUGGAGCCAAUGAUGUCAGCAUGAUUCAAGAAGCCCAUGUUGGCAUAGGAAUCAUGGGCAAGGAGGGAAGACAAGCAGUACGAAACAGUGACUAUGCAAUAGCAAGGUUUAAAUUCCUUUCCAAAUUGCUGCUUGUCCAUGGCCACUUCUACUACAUUAGAAUAGCAACCCUUGUACAGUACUUUUUUUACAAGAAUGUGUGCUUUAUUACGCCCCAGUUUUUAUACCAGUUCUUCUGUCUGUUUUCACAACAAACUCUGUAUGACAGCGUCUACCUGACGCUCUACAACAUCUGUUUCACCUCCCUGCCCAUACUGGUGUACAGCCUGUUUGAGCAACUGGUCCAUCCGCAUGUGCUGCAGAGCAAGCCAGUGCUCUACAGAGACAUCAGCAAGAACUCCCUCCUCUCCUUCAAGACCUUUUUGUACUGGACACUGCUGGGCUUCUGCCACUCAUUUGUCUUCUUCUUUGGUUCCUACAUCCUGAUGGGGGAGGACACAUCUCUCAUGGGGAAUGGACAGAUUUUGAGAGCUAACAGACAACUGAUGUUUGGAAACUGGACCUUUGGCACUUUGGUAUUCACAGUAAUGUUCAUCACUGUUACACUGAAGCUGGCCUUGGAGACCCACUUCUGGACGUGGAUGAAUCACUUUGUUACCUGGGGCUCCAUCGCCUUCUACUUCGUCUUCUCCCUGUUUUAUGGGGGAAUCAUCUGGCCUUUCCUCCACACCCAGGACAUGUACUUUGUCUUCGUCCAGCUGCUGUCCAGCGGCUCUGCCUGGUUCGCAAUCAUCAUCAUCAUAAUCACCUGCCUUUUCCCUGACAUCAUCAAGAAGGUGUUCUACAGGCACCUCCAGCCCACCAGCACCCAGAGGUCUCAGCUUAUUGAGACCAACUACCAGGGCAUCAGCUGCGUGGACUCGAUGUGCUGCUACUCGGAGGGGGAGAACGGGUGCACCCGGCUGGGCCGGAUGGUGGAGCAAGUGAUGGGCCGCUGCGACCCUGCCCGCGCCAACAGAUCGAGGAGCAACUCGGACCCCUUCUAUUCCAACGACCGGAGCAUCUUGACGCUCUCACCCAUGGAGGCCACUCAUUGCUAAGGUAGCAGAGAGCAGUAGUCCCGCCAGGCGCCCUGUCCUGCCCUGCCCCAUGGCCACAGAGGGACUACUCACCGCAAGGCCCAGGGCUGACCACCUCAGUGGACAGUCAGACUAUAUCUCAAGAGAAGAAUGUUGAAAGCCAGGAGAGGCUCUGCACCACCAUUUUGAGAGAGAUGCUGCAUUGGCCUCUCUGUUCUGUUCCUGUAAAUAAUAAAAGGGAAUAAGACCAAAGAAGGAUUUGGUAGACUUAAGUGAAAAAGAACAUGGUCUACUACUUUGCGCCUGUAGGUUAGUGCUGCUGCUGCUGCUUCACCACCUGACUAUCUGAAAGGUCUGCCAUCUUUCCUGAGGAAAUUAGGUGGGCCUUUUUAAAGCCAUACCCUCCAUUUUUACUACCUGAUUUUUCAAGGUAUGAAAACGUGAAAGCAGUUAGGUCAGGUCUCAAGUCAGUUGCUUUUUUUGGAAACUGUCCCUGAAAUGCCUUUUCUGCACAGAUUGUUAGCGUUGCGUUCGUUCCGAAAUGUCGACAGGAGAAUGUUCCUAUAAUAGCUUCCAAUGAGAGAUGGGUCGUUCCACCAAUACGGUACCUUUUGAGAAGUGUAACUUGGUCCCCAAAAAAUGGUCACCUAAUUUUAACA